AUGGAAAACUACAACAAAGUUGAUCCUAAGCGAGUGAGCAAAAAAGCCCAGCACGGCAAAAUCUUCGUUGGAGGUUUGACACCGGAAAUAUCGGAUGAGGACAUAAGAAAUUAUUUCAGCCAGUAUGGCACAAUCGUCGAGGUGCAGGCACCAUUCGACAAGACGAAAAAUCAACGCAGAAGUUAUUGCUUCGUGACGUUCGACUCGAAAGAUGUUGUAUACAAAUUACUCAAAACGCCCAAGCAAAUGAUCAAGGGCAAGGAAAUCGAUGUGAAGAAAGUCAAGGUCAAUCAAGAUCAGCGCCAAGGCUUCUGGGGACCCCAGUACGGCGGCUACGGUUACGGUGGCGGUAAAAUACCCUUUAAUUAUAACAAUUACACCAACAGAGCACCUUUUUAUUUCAACAACUAUUUGCCGCCGAUGUAUUAA
Molecule: messenger RNA, 429 nt
Organism: Copidosoma floridanum
Lineage: Eukaryota; Metazoa; Arthropoda; Insecta; Hymenoptera; Encyrtidae
Product: RNA-binding protein squid-like
Source: RefSeq, a predicted model, not a curated record